AUGCAAGAAAUUUACGAAUCUGGGGAACAAGCUUGGUUAAUUGAAGAUUCUGGCUACCCACUUCAGCCAUUUCUAAUGACAUCUUUUCAAAACCCCCUUGAAAAUAGUCCCGAAUCUAGGUUUAAUCAUGCCCACAUUAGAGCAAGGAAUUGCAUCGAAAGAUGUUUUGGCAUCCUAAAAAUGAGAUUUCACUGCCUUUUGAAGGAGCGUACUUUGAGAUACAAUCCUGAUUUUGUAGCCAGUUUGUUGAAGGCAUGUGCUGUUUUACACAAUAUGUGUGUGGAUGGAAACAUACCCAUCGAUGAAAACGUAGGUGAUCCAGACAAUGAUAAAAGUGACGUCCUGAUUGCAGAACCACUCAAUAACCAAGGACAAUUUGCUGUAGAAGGAAUGAGGGUUAGAGAUAGAAUUGUCCAGCAGUAUUACCAAUAA
Leptinotarsa decemlineata (Colorado potato beetle) is the source of this 432-nucleotide messenger RNA. RefSeq names its product putative nuclease HARBI1. Lineage: Eukaryota; Metazoa; Arthropoda; Insecta; Coleoptera; Chrysomelidae. The record is from RefSeq and is a predicted model, not a curated record.